AGUGAUCGUCACCCAGCCUCUGAUCUAGACCUUCCAUAUCUAGGGCUUGGGUCGGCUUGUGCAAGAAUUAUGCUCUUCACAAGCGUUCAUAAGUGUGGAUAACGCUGCACCCACGCCUCCGGAUGUUAUCAUACAGGCGGAGGUUACAAUAGUUCGGGUUGAGCUACCGACCCAAGUGGGCUUUAGAAUUUCUUUCUUUAAUUCUGGCACCGCCUCCUAUUCUCCCUUCUCGUACAAUGUUCUUCUUUUGUUAUCACAGUCAUCGAAGCUGUUGAAAGCGCUUCUUCCUUCUCCGUUCAACCCUUUAAUAUACCCCGCCACAAACUUGCGUUUCUCCAAAAUCGACGAAGCUAUGGCAGACCCAACUUCCUCGUCGUCAUCAACUAUAGGUGCCGAGGGCGGACACGACGUCGACACUCGAAGAAAACCUCAGCAACAGAAGAAGGCUUCCCAUUGGGAGUUGGUAUACGAUCAGACUCAUGUCACUCCCGAGGUUCUGAAUUGGCCAUAUAAAGGCUCGGGGACAGAAGAGGAUCCAUAUGUGGUGGAGUAUAUUGAGAAUGAUAGAAGGAAUCCCAUGCUCUUCCCCCAAUGGAAGAAAUGGACUAUCACAAUUCUAGUCGCUUUUGCUACACUUGCAGUCGCAUUCGUAUCAGCGGCUUACUCGGGAGGCAUUGAAGAGAUCCUCGCACAAUUCCACAUUGGCGACGAAGUUGCAGUUCUUGGGAUAUCUCUGUUUGUCCUUGGAUUUGCAAUCGGUCCUCUAUUAUGGGCGCCCAUGUCUGAGCUUUUCGGACGCCAAGUCCUAUUCAUUGGGACUUAUGCCGCACUUACGGCUUUUAACGCAGGAGCAGCCGGAGCACAGAACAUCCAAACACUUAUCAUCCUGCGGUUUUUUGCUGGUGCUUUCGGCUCAUCUCCUUUGACUAAUGCGGGAGGUGUCAUUGCGGAUAUGUUUCCUGCCUCGCAGCGUGGCAUGGCUAUGAGUGUCUUUGCGGCUGCACCGUUCUUGGGACCUGUACUUGGUCCUAUUAUUGGAGGCUUUUUGGGCGAAACUGAAGGCUGGAGAUGGGUAGAGGGUCUGAUGGCAAUAUUUACCGGAGCCCUCUGGAUCAUUGGAGCCUUCACUAUUCCCGAGACCUACUCUCCCGUUAUCCUUCGUCGUCGCGCCGCCAAGCUCUCGAAAAUGACUGGGAAAGUAUACAAAUCAAAGAUGGAAAUCGACCAAGGAACCAAGACCGUCAAGCAAGAGUUCAAGAUAGCGCUGUCAAGACCAUGGAUCCUCCUCUUCCGCGAACCCAUCGUCCUGCUGCUCAGUAUCUAUAUGGCCAUCAUUUACGGGACCCUUUAUAUGAUGUUUGCAGCUUUCCCGAUCGUCUACCAGCAAGGUCGAGGCUGGUCUCCUGGUAUUGGCGGGUUGUCAUUUAUUGGAGUGAUGGUUGGCGAGAUCAUCGCAGUCGCUUAUUCAAUCUGGGACAACAAGCGUUACGAAAAAGUAGAACACAAGCACAAAGGCAACGCGCCUCCAGAAGCUCGAUUACCUCCCGCAAUGGUAGGCUCGAUAUUCCUACCAUUGGGUCUCUUUUGGUUUGCGUGGACGAAUUAUCCUAGUAUCCAUUGGAGUGUGAGCAUCAUUGCAACCGCUCCGUUCGGUUUCGGUAUGGUUUUGGUGUUCUUGAGUAUCAUGAACUACCUAAUCGACUCUUACGUGAUAUACGCUGCAUCAGUCCUAGCAGCAAAUAGCGUCCUCAGAUCCCUAUUCGGUGCGGCAUUCCCCUUGUUCACAACUUAUAUGUACCAAAAUCUUGGUAUCCAUUGGGCAUCAUCGAUACCUGCCUUCUUGGCAUUGAUGUGUGUUCCAUUUCCAUUCUUGUUCUACAAGUAUGGAAAGCCUAUUCGUAUGAAGUGCAAGUUCGCAGCCGAGGCCGCGAGAGUAUUGGCGCAGAUCAAAGGUGGAGAUUCAGAUACGGCUGGUAACGAUGAGGAAGAAGGGCUGGAAGUACCUGAUGAGGAGAUGAAUCCGAAGAAGGAAGAAGGCGGAGAGGUAAACACUAGUCUUGGUGCUGAACCUAAGUUCGACGAGGACAUGGAGAGUAGGGGUAAGGAAGAAACGAGAUGAGUUAUGAUUGGCAUGAGAUGAGGUUCUUAAGCAUGAAAUAGCAUAGAGAGGGGAGCGUUUGCUGCUUUGCAUAGCAUGUAGUAAUGCGUUGGGCUAUUUGUGGAUAUUCUUCUGUUGGUUGCAUCUGGUGGCAUUGUUUAAUUUAGAUUUCAGCUCAGCUUUGUAUAAUGUAUUGAAAGUAUUUUGCCAACCUGCAUGGCCGUCCGCUGGCAUUUGAAAUAGUAUGUAGGAGGCUGGGUUGGAGCAAUAAAGGGGACUACUUCUCGCACAAGCUAGAGCUCUGUUGACAAACUCUUCUCUCUGCGAAAUGUCGCCUGCAUAUUGUGAGAGGGCUGUCUUAGACUGGGAGCUUAUCGUUAAUGUACGCAC
Messenger RNA from Mollisia scopiformis, 2488 nucleotides. Its product is annotated as MFS general substrate transporter. Lineage: Eukaryota; Fungi; Ascomycota; Leotiomycetes; Helotiales; Mollisiaceae. The coding region runs from base 353 to 2119 and encodes 588 amino acids. Gene Ontology annotation, biological process: transmembrane transport. The transcript has 6 exons. The record is from RefSeq and is a predicted model, not a curated record. Gene Ontology annotation, molecular function: transmembrane transporter activity.